This is a messenger RNA of Panicum hallii, 856 nucleotides long. RefSeq names its product cytokinin riboside 5'-monophosphate phosphoribohydrolase LOG3-like. The record is from RefSeq and is a predicted model, not a curated record. NCBI's taxonomy places the organism in Eukaryota, Viridiplantae, Streptophyta, Magnoliopsida, Poales, Poaceae. Gene Ontology annotation, molecular function: hydrolase activity, hydrolyzing N-glycosyl compounds. Bases 161 to 856 code for a protein of 231 amino acids. Gene Ontology annotation, cellular component: cytosol; nucleus. Gene Ontology annotation, biological process: cytokinin biosynthetic process. The transcript has 7 exons.
GCCCUUUUAUAUCCCGCCCGCCGGCCAGUCGAUCGGCCACAAGCCCCCACCACCAGCGCGCCACGCACAGCAGCUUCAGCUUCUUCUUUCUCCCUCCAUCGGGGGGAGAGAACUCUGUCGCGGAGACGACUAGCAGAGGGAGGUGUGCGGAGCAGGGAGGAUGGAAGGGGCGGUCGAGAGGAGCGGCGGCGGGGGUGGGGGCAAGGGGUCCGGCAGCAGGUUCAGGCGGGUGUGCGUGUUCUGCGGGAGCAGCUCCGGCAAGCGGAGCAGCUACCGGGACGCCGCCGUCGAGCUCGGCAGGGAGCUGGUGGCGAGGAAGGUGGACCUGGUGUACGGAGGCGGCAGCCUGGGGCUCAUGGGGGAGGUCUCCGAGGCCGUGCACAAGGGCGGCGGCCACGUCAUUGGCGUCAUACCGACGACCCUGAUGGGCAAGGAGAUCACCGGGGAGACGGUGGGCGAGGUGCGGGCCGUGGCGGGCAUGCACCAGCGCAAGGCGGAGAUGGCGCGCAACUCCGACGCCUUCAUCGCGCUCCCGGGCGGGUACGGGACGCUGGACGAGCUCCUGGAGGUGAUCGCGUGGGCCCAGCUCGGCAUCCACAGCAAGCCGGUGGGCCUGCUGAACGUGAACGGGUACUACAACUUCCUGCUGGCCUUCAUCGACAAGGCGGUGGACGACGGCUUCAUCAAGCCCGCGCAGCGCCACAUCUUCGUCAGCGCCCCCGACGCCAGGGGCCUCGUCCAGAAGCUCGAGGAGUACGAGGCGGUGGCGGACGAGGACCCGGCGAUGCCCAAGCUGCGGUGGGAGAUCGAGCAGGUCGGCUACAACGCCGCGCUGCCGGCCGAGGUCGCCCGCUAG